CAGAUCAACAAGCCUGAGAAGCUGGAGAGGCCAGAGAGCUGUGAUAAUGUCAAGGUGGUGGUUCGGUGCAGGCCCCUUAAUGAAAGAGAGAAGGCUACAGGCUACAGAAUGGCAGUGAGCGUGGAUGAGAUGAGGGGAACCAUCACUGUCCACAAGACAGACUCCUCCAACGAGCCCCCCAAGACCUUCACCUUCGACACGGUGUUUGGGCCAGAGAGUAAUCAGCUGGAUGUCUAUAAUUUAACUGCCAGACCUAUUAUUGACUCUGUCCUAGAAGGCUACAAUGGUACUAUUUUUGCCUAUGGACAGACUGGAACAGGGAAAACCUUCACCAUGGAGGGGGUCCGAGCAGUUCCUGAGCUCAGAGGCAUCAUUCCCAACUCCUUUGCCCAUAUAUUUGGUCACAUUGCCAAGGCAGAGGGGGAUACAAGGUUCUUAGUUCGUGUGUCUUACCUGGAAAUCUACAACGAGGAGGUGCGGGACCUGCUGGGGAAGGACCAGACACAGAGGCUGGAGGUUAAAGAGAGACCUGACGUGGGAGUUUAUAUCAAAGACCUUUCAGCUUAUGUUGUAAACAAUGCAGAUGACAUGGACAGAAUCAUGACCCUGGGCCACAAGAACCGGUCUGUGGGUGCCACCAACAUGAACGAGCACAGCUCUCGCUCCCACGCCAUCUUCACCAUCACCAUCGAGUGCAGUGAGAAGGGGGUGGAUGGCAACAUGCACGUGCGCAUGGGCAAGCUGCACCUCGUGGACCUGGCUGGUUCAGAAAGACAGGCAAAAACUGGAGCCACGGGGCAGAGGCUGAAGGAGGCCACUAAGAUCAACCUCUCUCUUUCCACCCUGGGCAAUGUCAUCUCGGCGCUGGUGGAUGGCAAGAGCACCCACGUGCCCUACAGGAACUCCAAACUCACACGCCUCCUCCAGGACUCCCUGGGGGGCAACUCCAAAACCAUGAUGUGUGCAAACAUUGGGCCAGCAGACUACAACUAUGACGAGACCAUCAGCACCCUCAGGUAUGCCAACAGAGCCAAGAACAUCAAGAACAAGGCCAGGAUCAACGAGGACCCCAAGGAUGCUCUGCUCCGCCAGUUCCAGAAGGAGAUUGAAGAGCUGAAGAAGAAGCUGGAAGAAGGGGAGGAGAUCUCUGGUUCUGAGAGCAGCGAUUCUGAAGAGGAGGAUGAAGAGGACGAGGGGGAGAUUGGAGAAGACGGGGAGAAGCGGAAGAAGCGGCGGGAUCAAGCAGGCAAAAAGAAAGUUUCCCCUGAUAAGAUGGUAGAGAUGCAAGCAAAGAUUGAAGAGGAGAGAAAAGCUCUUGAAACUAAGCUUGAUAUGGAAGAAGAAGAAAGAAAUAAAGCCAGAGCUGAACUGGAGAAAAGAGAAAAAGACUUGCUUAAAGCUCAACAAGAGCACCAGUCCUUGCUGGAGAAGCUGUCUGCACUGGAGAAGAAGGUGAUUGUUGGAGGAGUGGACUUGCUGGCCAAAGCAGAGGAGCAGGAGAAGCUGCUGGAGGAAUCAAAUAUGGAACUGGAAGAAAGGAGGAAGAGAGCAGAGCAGCUUCGCAAGGAGCUGGAGGAGAAGGAGCAAGAACGCCUGGACAUUGAGGAGAAGUACACCAGCCUCCAGGAAGAGGCACAGGGCAAAACCAAAAAGCUGAAGAAAGUUUGGACAAUGCUUAUGGCUGCAAAAUCAGAGAUGGCAGACCUGCAACAAGAGCACCAGAGGGAGAUUGAGGGACUCCUGGAGAACAUCCGGCAGCUGAGCCGGGAGCUUCGCCUCCAGAUCCUCAUCAUUGACAACUUCAUCCCUCAGGACUACCAGGAAAUGAUUGAACACUACGUCCACUGGAACGAGGACAUCGGCGAGUGGCAGCUGAAAUGUGUGGCUUAUACAGGAAACAACAUGAGGAAACAGACGCCCGUCCUGGAUAAAAAAGAAAAAGAUCCCUUUGAGGUGGACCUUUCCCAUGUUUACUUAGCUUACACUGAGGAAAGCUUGAGGCAGUCGCUGAUGAAGCUGGAGAGGCCCAGGACUUCAAAAGGAAGAUCCAGGCCCAAGACGGGUAGAAGGUGAAGGACUUUGGGGUAUCUUUAUGGAAUGGGGGAUUUACCCAGGGGAAGGCUUAAGUUUGGGUAGGCAAACUU
Molecule: messenger RNA, 2144 nt
Organism: Merops nubicus (carmine bee-eater)
Lineage: Eukaryota; Metazoa; Chordata; Aves; Coraciiformes; Meropidae
Gene: KIF3A
Product: kinesin family member 3A
Exons: 16
Coding region: 109-2073 (654 amino acids)
Biological process (GO): microtubule-based movement
Molecular function (GO): microtubule binding; ATP binding; microtubule motor activity
Source: RefSeq, a predicted model, not a curated record